This is a messenger RNA of Helobdella robusta, 849 nucleotides long. RefSeq lists its product as hypothetical. The record is from RefSeq and is a predicted model, not a curated record. NCBI's taxonomy places the organism in Eukaryota, Metazoa, Annelida, Clitellata, Rhynchobdellida, Glossiphoniidae. The transcript is spliced from 3 exons. The coding region runs from base 1 to 849 and encodes 282 amino acids.
AUGUCAAAAAAAACAUUUAUUGCUGUAUUUUUGUUCAUCUUCAUUGGUGAGAAAAAUAAAUCUGUUCUUUGUGUUUUUGUUUCAAUGAAAUUGAUUUAUAACUCAACUUUUACAGUAAAAGUUCUUGCGUCGAUUUCAAGUGUGAUCUCUGAAAAUUUGGCCUUAAAAAAAUUAACAAAAAGCAGUUCUGUGUUUCAUAAUAACAACACAUGGCACUCAAGUUUGAUGGUGGAUGGCGAUGCAAAUCCUUUCGCAGAUUUGGGACACUGUUUUCAUUCUGACGAUUGGCCAGGUGGACCUAACUGGGUGGUUGUUGAUCUGGCCGAUGAUUAUUAUGUGGAUCGUGUUAAUCUUUAUUCAAGAGACCGUUGUCCCGAAAGAUUGGACUACUUUAUAAUCGGCCUCACCUCAGUGAAUUAUUCCGCAAUACCGAGAGGAAUCUACCCUCUCUGUGGUCAAUACAAGUACAAGGCAGUCGUCAGGAGCAAGCUUAAACUGAAAUGUAAUGCCAAUCUUCCUUCGUAUCGUUACGUAAUUUCUCAACAACCUGCUGACGGAGUGGGGUGGCUUACAAUCUGCGAGCUGGAGGUAUAUGAAGCCAGAAAUUUGAACUCAAAAGUAUGGAGUCGUAAAAUGAACCACAAAUUAAUCGGUUACACUUCUCAUGAAAUGGUGACCAACCGCUUGCUGAAAUGUUUGUCCAGCUGCGUGCCGGGCCUCUGUCAUUCCGUUAACUUCAAACAUGAGGAAUCCAUCUGUCAGUUGAACCAACAUUUGUUCGGGUAUCCCCAAACUGCUCUGAACAACAACACUGGUGGCUGGAGUUUCUAUGAAGUUUAUUAUGCUUAA